ACCUGCGCUUAAUGCGUGAUGACCGAUGAGUGUGUAUAUUGAGAUACCCGCAUCGUGCCAUUACCAUGACUAAUUACUGAGAAUGCAACGCCACAUUAUUAGAGUGAAUUUUAUAACCAUCCAAAAUUUUAAAAUGACUGCCAAGAAAGGAACUGGGCAAACGUAAUCAUAUAAUGGAUCUAAUAAAGUUGCCAAGAAAGAAAAUGGGCAAGGGUAAUUAUUAAUUGAUCCAACGCAUAAUAAUAAUUCCCCCGGUAAACAGUAACCACGGAGGCAUGCGGGCGGAAAUUUCGUGAGGAACAGUGCCUCAUACUUGCGUUGUUAAUUAAUUAAUUUUCAAUUUGUAAUUCAUGUUUGAUUUGAAAAGUGUGGUAAACAAAUCCUACCCUAAUUUUUUUUUCUUCUUAAUAUCGGGGAACCACUUAUCUGUAGUUGUCAUUAAGAUGAUGUAUGUUAAACCAUCGACCCAGGUCGACAAUCAUCAAUUGGUUCUUUGUUACUUGGCCGGAUCAUGGACCGGAUCAAUCACAGCUGGGCUAAGCCUCCAUUUGCAUAGAGGUAGCAACGUAGCGAGUUUGGCGGAUAGUGCAUAUCCAUUAUCCUGUACAACGAACAUGUUAACAUUCAAAUGUAACAGUUUUCGCGGUUUGAAUUUGUUUUUCAAAAAGGCACUUUGCGGGCUGGAUGAUUACGGGAAGCUCAGAUCAGUGCAGAAGAGGACAUGGCAGAGAUCUCCAACGAGGAUUCCCAAUUGCGAGAACAUGCAAGCCCGGAUUCGAUGCAUAGCUUUUCCAGGUCAAUGGCUAGGCAUUGUUCAUGAAAAUAGCAUGUGGAAUGGCUCAGGUGAGUAUCAUGCUCAUGCCUGCAUUCAUUCGAUUAUAUUAUUCGACUUUGUAUUGAGAUUCGUUGAUAUGCCAUAAAUAUGCCUUGACAUUAGUGCAGCGUUCAGUACUGGCCAACUGGCAUCUCGAUUUUCUGCUACCAUGUGCACAUUCUCAGUCAACAUUUAGAUAUCCCCACCGCCACCGGGAUCUUGAUCAAGCCGAUUAUGUAGAGUAAGUGGGUUUUGGAUCAUAAUCCUCUCUUGUGCUUUCUGAAAACCAUCUGAUCCCAUUUUCUUGCAUCCUCUUCCUUCCCAUUUUGCCUUUGGACUCCUUUUUCUUCAAAAGUUCUCUGCCAAAGAUGGCAUUUGCUGCUGCGGAAGCGAUCCUCAAGAAGUUGGCUCCCCUUGCUGCUGAGCAAGCAGGUCUCCUCUGGAGCUUGAAGAGCGAUUUCCUGAAACUGAAGAGCACGGUUUCCUCCAUACGUGCUGUGCUAUUGGAUGCCGAGAAGCAAUCGGGCGAGAACAAUCAGGUUCAAGACUGGCUCGAUAAACUGAAACAGGUGCUUUAUGAUGCUGAUGACUUGCUGGAUGAUUUCUCCACGGAGGCCCUGUUGAAGCUGCGGAGGAAUGAUGGGAAUCGCUGUCUGAACGAGGUAUGCCUCUUCUUUACGCGUUCCAACCAAUUGGUUAGUGGUCUUGUGAUGGCACAUCGGUUGAAGGCCAUCAGGAUCAAGCUGGAUGAGAUUGAUGAGAAUCGGAGGAAGUUUAAUCUUGAAACGCGCUUCCAAGAUCCGGCUGCUGCUGCGAUCAAGCGCGAGAGGCAGACCGACUCUUUUGUUCCCUAUGGAUUUGUUGGGAGAGAGGAAGAUAGCAAGAAAAUAAUUGCUAUGUUGUUGUCAUCGACCAAUGAUGAGCAGAAAAUCGAGGUUAUUCCAAUUCUUGGAAUGGGUGGUCUCGGAAAAACUGCUUUGGCUCAGUGUAUCUACAAUGAUGAGACUUUGUCUACUUAUUUUCAGUUGAAAAUUUGGAUAUGUGUUUCGGAUAAUUUCGAUCAAGUACUAUUGGUCAGGAAGAUGUUGGAGUCUAUAACCCGACGUAAAGUAGAAGAUCUUGACUUGGACAUCUUGAAAGGGGAACUUAAGAAGGAGAUGGAUAAUAAGAGGUUCUUGUUAGUGCUGGAUGAUGUUUGGAAUCAUGGUGGCUACAAGGGCAAUUGGGAUAGCUUGAUGAGUUUUUUGUUGCAGGUCGGGGCAGUUGGUAGCAAAGUUAUCGUCACUACUCGUCUUGAAGAUAUCGCGAAUCACUUUGCAACGAAGGGGAUUAAACCACACAACCUAAAAGGUUUAUCUGAGAAAGAAUCGUGGUUUUUGUUUGAACAAAUAGCAUUCGAGGGUGAAGUGGAAGGUGGUGAAAGAUUUGUAGACAUAGGAAAAGAGGUCAUGAGAAAAUGUGUGGGAGUUCCUUUGGCCAUAAGGGUGAUUGCAAGUGCCCUAUCGUCUAAGAGCAACAUUGUUGAUUGGGAGGCUAUAAGAGAUAAACAAGCAAUGUUUGAUGGGGAUGACGAGAGAAAGAUUUUGGGUACUCUUAGAUUGAGUUAUGACAACUUGCCUUCUGAAUUGAAACCGUGCUUUGUCUAUUGCAGUUUGUUUCCGAAAGAUUCUGAGAUUGAUGUGAAAUUGUUGGUGCAACUUUGGAUGGGGCAAGGAUUUAUCAACUCUAGUCAGUCGUCAUCGGUUUUAUUUGAAGUCGGGAUUGAAUAUUUCAAGAGUUUGCUGUCUAGGUUCUUUUUCCAAGAGCCAGAAAGUGAUCAAUGGGGGGAUGUAUAUCAGUGUAAGAUGCAUGAUUUGAUGCAUGAUGUAGCCCUGGGGAUUGCAAGUGAGGAGAUCGUAGCUUUAAAAGCUUUAGAUUCGAUGGAAGGUUGUGUCAAUUCUGAUAGGCUUCGACACAUAUCAUUUGAUUUUGAAAAAAAACGGACAGAGACAUGGAAAGCUCCAGAUGCGUUGGCUAGUGCAACAGUACUACGAACUUAUCUUCCUAUAAAUAUGCCUUUUGUUGGUAUGGGUUGCAGCGAAGAGCUUAAUUGUGAGAUGAUCUUCUCAAAUAAUACUAGGCUGAGAGUUUUAAGUCUCCACCGUGCUAAACUGGAGCGUGUGCCCUGCUCCAUCCAUAACUUGACACAUCUCAGGUACCUAAAUCUUUCUCACAAUCCUAUGGAGGUGCUCCCCGACGAGAUUACGGUACUAGUAAAUUUACAAGUGCUCAUACUUGAUUCUUGUGAGAAUCUCAAGCAAUUGCCUAGAGAUAUUGGGAAAUUGACUGAUCUCAUGUUUCUUAGCCUCGUUUGGUGUUCGAGUUUGAAAGGGUUCCCACUUGGGAUCGGGCGGCUCACUCGUCUGAGAGAAUUGUCCAUAUUCAGUGUGCCAGCUGCAUCAUACUAUUCACAUGGUGCAGUUGCUGCUAGAAUCAGCGAGCUGGAGCAUCUCGACAAUCUAAGUGGGAAAUUGAAGAUCAUAAAUCUGGAAUUGGUGAAAGAUGAUGCUGAAGCGAAGGCAGCAAGUUUGUUUCGGAAGCAACAUCUUCAAGCCUUGACAUUGGAGUGGAGCUUACCGAGACGAGUUUUUGCUGGCAGGGAUGUUGGGGUACUAAAGGCGUUGGAGCCACAUAAUAAUUUGAAGCAACUAGAGUUGGAUGGUUAUUGCGGUCGCAGUCUACCUAGCUGGUUCUCUACUACUCUCCAGAAUCUGAUUCAAUUGACAUUGUCUAGUUUAGGUCGCUUAAAGUACAUAGAGGAUGACGCUGGACAGUUUCUUCCAUGCUUGAAAUCUCUCCGCAUUCGCAACUGCCCCAGGCUAAUAAGCUGGAGGUCAACCACAGAGAUAGAAAUGCCGCAGUUCCCUUCUCUUUCACAUCUCCGCAUUGAAAAUUGCCCGAAACUGGUACGGCUUCAUCAUUUUUCGGCGGAUAUUGAAAGGGUUGAUUUAAGAUAUGUUGACCGCAAACUGUUGGACCAGUUUGUUGCCUCACUUCCACCACCCAGCUCCCCUUCGCGGCUCCAAGAACUGACAAUCUCAAAUAUAAGAGGCCUUCGAAUUUUUCCGCAAGGUUUACUCUCACAUCUUGCAUCCCUUGAAGUUUUGCGGAUAGGGGAUUGCUGGAAUCUAACGAAUCUGUCUCCACCAGCUACUAGUCAACAACAACAUCUCACUUCCCUCCAGUUCUUUGUCCUACCAAACCUCCGUCGCUUUGAUAUCUGGGGACUUCCAGGGAUGAAGAGUCUACCAGAGUGGCUUCAGCAUUCCUCUAACUUGCAGAUGUUGUGGAUAGAUAGGUGUGGCGGUCUCAAAUGCUUGCCAAAAUGGCUUCCCAAGCUCACAACACUAGAUACUCUGAGAGUAGAAGACUGUCGUUUUCUAACAGCCAGCUUGAAGAGUAGAACGGCCGAGGACUGGCCCAAAGUUGCUCACAUUCGGAAGAUUGAUAUUAAUUACACCACCGUUCAAGCGGAUGGUAACUACGUGAGAGUAGAAGAACCUGCAGACGAAAACCAACUUCAAGAACAAGAAGCAAGUGAAGAAGAAGAAGAAGAAGAAGAAGAAGAAGAAGAAGAAGAAGAAGAAGAAGAAGCUAGCGAGGAUGAGGAAGAAGAAGACGAUGAUCAUGAGGGCGAGCUCGAGGAAGAAGCAGAAGCAGAAGGACUACCCCUGGGCAUUCCGUCUCCAAGGUACCUUAUUCUUAACUACUUUAAGGAACAUAUUCUUUUGAACUAAUAUAAAAGCGGUCUCCUACAACGUUCCUUUAUUUUUGUCACUGCAGGAUGUGGUCAUAUUGCAUUGCGAGAUUGACUUGUAACCUGUUCCAAAGAUGCUUGCUGGGCUAGUUACCAAACGUUCUCUCCCGGGUAUUUUGAUGCAUACACACGAGACUUAUCGCAACCUGCAUGCAUAUCCGACAAACUAGUGAUCACAUCGCCGUCUGCAGAGUUAUUUGUGAGACCUCUGUGGCGUACAAGCUUGUUCUCUUGGACCAAAUUAGACAAUUUAAUUCCAUGUCUCUUGACAAUAGUUGCAUCUUGCUUGUUUUCUACCAGCUUGAACUUCCACCAUGUGGGGACUAGUUCUGUUCUUAUCUCUUUCUUUGUAACAUUUGUUGUAUUUUGGAGUUGUGUUCCUUUUGCGCCUGGACAAGAAUUUUUCAGUGAAGAAGAGGAGGAAGAACUGCCCUUGGGCAUUCCGUCUCCAAGGUACACUCUUCUUAACGAUAUCGAUGAACAUAUUCUUUGAAACAAAAAUAAAAAGCGGUCUCCAACAUUCUUUUAUUUUUAUCACUGCAGGAUGUGGUCAAUGUAUACACACCAGACUUAUUGCAGCUUCCAUGAAUAUCCGGCGAAGUAGUGAUCACUAUCGAAGUCUGCACGUUCAUUUCGUUCUAUGUUUCUUGGCAAUAGUUGCAUCUUGCUUGUUUUCAAUCAGCUUGAACUACCAUCCUGUCGCACUAGUUUUGUGUUUUUCAUUUCGUUCUCGUAAACUUUGUAAUAUUUUGGAGUUGGGGCCUGCUAGUGAGCGAUUUUGUCAUAAUGUAGCUGUCACUCUUGAAGUAACAGAUUCAUUUGCAGCAGCAAACUCCUCAACACUGUCUUCUGUUGUGUUCUUACAAGCUCAGUCUGGCAUAGUUUGGUAAUGGCGAAACUUCAGUAUACUUGGUCAGUUGGUGGGAGAUUCAGAAUAAGUUAUCUGCUAUCGAGAAGACGUUUCUAGCAAUAUAAACAAGAAGAGGGUAAAAACAGUGAGAUACUCCACCCUGUAACUUCUUUUUUAACCUCUGAAACAAACCUUCUCUCGACUUACUACCAGCAAUCUCCAAUCUUUCCACGAUAUAAACAAGCAGCAGCAGUGUGCUCGCUGAACUGCUUCAAAAGUGUAAUGGCAUCAUAGCUUAUGUCCCCCGGGCUCAGAAGAUAUCCCAUAUCCUGAAAAGAUGAAGUGAUUGAUAUGUUCAUGUUUGUGAUUGCUUGUGGUUGGCACAUUUGGGAGCGCUUUCGCAAUGUCUUCAAAACUCGUACUAUUUUCACGUCGAUGUGCAGUACCAGUACCUCGACGUGCUAUAUCUCAAGUCCCAAUUGGUUCCCGUCUACUCCCUUGUGAAUUUCAGCAUGAUGCAUCUUCUUCACAACUCAGAUCGGAUUGGCGACUAGUAAUGUCCUGUUGUAAUACACACGUACGUGGAUACACACAGAACGACUCAGCUAGUUCGUUUAUCGGUAAAAAUAUAAUCAAUCUUCAAAUAUGCACGUACGAGACGGACUCGACACCUUUAAAAUCAAGCAGGAGCAUUUUU
Molecule: messenger RNA, 6157 nt
Organism: Linum trigynum
Lineage: Eukaryota; Viridiplantae; Streptophyta; Magnoliopsida; Malpighiales; Linaceae
Source: the annotation of a GenBank genome assembly